Messenger RNA from Patella vulgata (common limpet), 8047 nucleotides. Its product is annotated as SPRY domain-containing SOCS box protein 3. Gene Ontology annotation, molecular function: protein binding. Gene Ontology annotation, cellular component: SCF ubiquitin ligase complex. The record is from RefSeq and is a predicted model, not a curated record. The coding region runs from base 121 to 1323 and encodes 400 amino acids. NCBI's taxonomy places the organism in Eukaryota, Metazoa, Mollusca, Gastropoda, Patellidae. Gene Ontology annotation, biological process: proteasome-mediated ubiquitin-dependent protein catabolic process. The transcript has 4 exons.
CGGAAGUUUACAAGUGACAGAAACGCAUAUUUUUUCUAGAAUUUUGAUUCCAUAAUGCGUCUUAAUUUUCACCAAUAACCCAAUUUUACUCGAUUCUCAGUUGUGUUUUAUUCGUCCUGAAUGAGUGGCAUAUCGGGAAAUUCACUUAAUCAACCCGAAAAUCAAAAUGGCGAAGAAAGAGCUGAUACAACGUGCUCAACAAUUUCUUCGCCAGAGGCAAGAGAUCCGAAUAGCGUCAACGACGUUGUUGACACUGGGAAUUCCACCAUGGUGACAAACACAGAUGUUGAAUCAGUCAGCGACUCAGAGUUAGCUGUGGUGACUGCAACAGUCGACAUGAUGGUACAGCGUACAAAUGCUCCAUUCACCAUAAACCGAUCACUUUCUUUAAACCUGGAUGACCAUGUCGCCGAAGCCAGCUCCUCGACGCAAACAGCACCCAAUCGUUCAGAUACAGAUUUGGGAUACCAGAUGUGUAUGGCCCGACCAGUUCGUGCGGAGACUUUCUGUGAUUGUGUGAAGUUUGGUAAAGAAAAGAGCUGUAAAUGUGGGGAAGAUGACAGAUAUUUUGAUUGGGUUUGGGAUGAGAAAACGAAAUCUCCUGCUAGUCAGUUGAUAGAUGAUGGUAAAGAAGUAGCCUUUCAUCUGGACUAUAGUUGUGGUACAGCAGCUGUUCGAGGAAAUAAGCCAAUGGCUAAAGAUCAAUAUUUCUGGGAAGUUAAAAUGACAAGUCCUGUUUAUGGAACAGAUAUGAUGAUUGGUGUUGGUACUGAGUUUAUUGAUCUUACAAAAUAUCAGCAUAAAUUCUGUAGUUUGAUUGGCCAAGAUGCAGAAAGCUGGGGUUUAUCCUACACCGGGACAACGCAACAUCGUAAUCAGAAACGCAGAUACGCGAGUAAAUUCGGACAAGGUUCGAUUAUUGGAGCUCAUCUGGAUAUGUGGAGAGGAACCCUGACUUUUUAUAAAAAUAGAAAACCAUUAGGUGUGGCGUAUACAGGUUUACAAGGGAAAGUUUUAUAUCCAAUGGUGUCAUCAACAGCAGCAAGAAGUGGUAUGAAAGUCAUCACCAGUCGUUCGUUCAAAACAUCGUUACAAUUUAUGUGUUGUCAGACUCUUCGCAAAAUAGUUCCGCAUCAUAUGAGUGUGUUGGAUGUCGUCCGACUUCCUCCGGGUCUCCGCGGUUUCUUGUGUAAUAAUAUCAGUUGGCUGUUACAACCCUGUGCCGAUGGCGAUACAAGCAGUUGCCAUGGAAACAAACGUAAAAGACAAUCGGAAUCAGAUGCAAGGGAUGAUUACGAUGGUUGUAAAAAGAUGAAAAGUUAACGUUUGAAUUUGUUUUAUAAAUUGGAAAACCUGCGGAUUCGUUUUACAUGUUUUGAACAAGUACUGAAUGAUGGUCUAAAGAUAAAAAUCUAUAAUUUUUUUUUUUUUCUUUUUUAUAUUUUAUAAGAUUUAGAAAUAUAAAAAAUAAGAAAUAUGAUUAGCAUGCUGUAUUUUAAUUUUUACAGAACGUUGAGCACAUCAGUCGUAAAGUUUUAUUUUGUAAUCUACCAUAUCAUAUAGUACUCUUACCUGUUACAUGAUAAAUUGUGAAACUUUGAGCUCAGCUUUGUUAUAGCUUUGUUCAUGUGCAGGGUUGGCCGAAUGGUUAGCGUGUGCGCAUUGUAUCAUAAGGUCUAUCAUUGAGUCAAGUGACAUUGUUUUGAUUCCCCGGUUGUACAUGACAAUGAGUAGAGUCGCCUGUCCAACCUCGUGGGUUUUUCCCAGGUCUUCCGGUUCCUCCCACUGCUAAAGACCCCUUUGUUCAAGCAGAUUAUUGAAAUAAAAUUGAAUCAUAUGUUAGUCCCGAAAUGACCUAGUUUGUGUCGAGUGGACGUUAAACCCCAUUUCUCCCUCUCUCUUUGUUCAUGUCUUUUUUAACUAUGAAUUAAAAUCUGUGGAAAGGAUUUUUAAAAUCUAUCCUUUGUAAAUAUAUUUUAAGAAAGAAAUAAAUGUUGUUUUUGUUCUGCCUACUUGAGAACUUUAUGAUAAUAUGAAUGUGUUAAAAGUCACCAGAAAAGCUUCAUCUGUGGAAAGGAUUUUUAAAAUCUAUCCUUUGUAAAUAUAUUUUAAGAAAGAAAUAAAUGUUGUUUUUGUUCUGCCUACUUGAGAACUUUAUGAUAAUAUGAAUGUGUUAAAGGUCACCGGAAAAGCUUCAUAAUUUUUUUUAAAUAAUGCAAAUAAUUAUGUCAACAUAUUCUUUCCAUCAGUAUAACACGAUCCCGAAUGUCAAUAUUACCUGUCACAGGUAAAUUUAAAUGUUAGUGAUUGCUGGCCUUCUACGUGAGUAGUCAGAACUUGUCAAUAAACAAUCACUGACGUAAUUUCGGUCCUGCUGAUCAUAGAGAUAUAAACUAGAAUAUGAGCAGGCAGACUAAAAUUCCGUCACAGAUUGUUUAUGGACGAAAAGUUACGAAACUCACGGAGAAAGGUGGCAGCAAUCGCUAAUGUUGAAAUUUACCUGUGGCAGGUAACAUUGACAUUCGGGAUAAUUAAUUGCAUUAUUUAAAAAAUUAUGAAGCUUUUCCGGUGACCUUUAAUUUUUUUCAAUGAUUAUCAUUGGAUAAUUGUUAAAGCAACAAAUUUUUGUAAAUAUCAUUUUUAUUGUUAUUUUUCACGUGUUAAUUGGUGAUUUUAAAAAAUUGUAUAUGUUCAGUCGAUUCCAUUCAAACUUGAUUGCAAAAAAUUUUGUUCUGCAGUUGACUUUGUAACCGAAUAAAUGUUUGACAUAUAUAUUGGCAUACAUAAGUUUUCUCGUAAUAUAAACCAGUAAUUCAUUUACGCAAAAUGAUGACAGCUACGCCAAUGACUUCAGUUUGCAAUCUGAUUAAAACACAGAUCAUAUUUCAUUUCGUUUUUUUAUAGUUCAAAAUUGCCUUUUAUUUGUCUGUACUACACUAGGAUCUGGAAGAGUUGUUAUAUAACCCGCGUUCUGGAUAGCGUGAGGGAUUAGCGAAUGAAACCACCUGUUACUGCAACUUCUUGGCGUGCCAUGGACGUAACUGUAGGAAUACCACUAGAAACGUCAACGCUGAUUGAUUAAUCUAUGAGGGAUGUUAUAGGGUCAAAAGUCGCUCGUACGACCAGACACGACCUCCCAGUAUAACUGGUCAGAUCUUCAUGUAGUGUAGACCAUCGAAAGUAUAAAAAACGAAACGAAAUAUAGAUCUGUAUUUAAAUCAGAUUGUCUCUGGGUGUGUAUUGUAAAUGUUUUUGAAUCAAUUUUAAAGAUGAAAGAUAAUGAUAUUAUAUGUUAUUAUAUUGUUUUAUUGUGUAUUAUUAUUAUUAUGUAUUCACAAAUAAUUUUAUAUGCAUAAAUAUUAUUAUUAUGUAACAAAUUUAAUGUCAUGAGAUGUAUCAUCUUCACAGAGUCGAGGUGAACAGUGCCACAUUAACCCUUAACCGGUCGACGUCAUUUUGACGUCAUGACGUCAAGUGGUCAGGCUAAAUAAAGGCUGACGUGAAACAUUUUGUAUGGCUAUUUUAAUAGAAUACUGCCGGAUAAUUAUUAGUGAUAGACUCUUGAUACCAAUAAAAAAGUUGAAGGGGAUAAGUUGAUCUAUAAUUUGCAAAUCAUUCUAAAUCAUUUUCAUCAGAAAUAUCGUCUUCAGAAUCGGUGUCAUUGAUAUAAUCCGAGUCGGAAUAAUUCAUAAGUAUUUCAACCACUUUGAGCAUCUUUAACCUUCCCGACAUCGUUAAAUUACGUUUUUCAUCAAAAAAUGUUAACAAAGACAUGUUUUUCUCAAUGCACUUGACAAGACAAGUUCCUGACCGGUUAAGGGUUAAAGGUCACCAGAAAAGCUUCAUAGAUGUUUUAAAUAAUGCAAGUAUUUAUGUCAUCAUAUCCUUUUCAUAAGUAUAACACGAUCCCAAAUGUCAGUAUUACCUGUAACAGGUAAAUUUAAACGUUAGUCCGUUCUCUGUGAGUAGUCGUAACUUUUCGUCAAUAAACAAUUCAUGACAUCAUUUUAGUCCUUCUGCUCACAGAAAUAUAGACUAGAAUAUGAGCAGAAGGACUAAAAUGAUGUCACAGAUUGUUUAUUGAUGGAAAGUUACGACUGCUCACGGAGAAUGGCGAAUGUUCCUAACGUUGAAAUUUACUUGUGGCAGGUAACAUUGACAUUCAGGUUCGUGUCAUACUUAGGGAAAAGAUAUAUAUAUGUUGACAUAAUUACUUGCAUUAUUUUCUGAUGGCCUUUAAUAUUAAUAUGUAACACAUUUAAUAUUAUGAGAGAAGGGGGGGGUUGUAUGGCCGAAUGGUUAGCACGUGUGCGCUGUAUCAUAAGGUCUGUCAUUGAGUCAACUGGCGUGGUUUUGAUUCCCCGGUUGUAUGUGACAAGGAGUAGAGUCGCCUGUCCAACCUCGCGGGUUUCCUCACACUGUUAAAGUAAAGACCCCUACGCGCAAGUGAAUUAUGGAAAUAAAAUUAAAUCAUAUGUUAGUCCCGAAAUGACCUAGUUUGUGUCGAGUGGUCAGUAUACCCCAUUUCUCUCAUGAGAUGUAUCAUCUUCUCAGCGUCAAGGUGUAAUAGUCCUAUAUCAUUAUGUAGCAAAAUUUAAUAUCACAAUAUAUAUCAUCUGCAUGGAGUCGUGGCGAAAUAGUCCUACAUUAUUAUAUAACAAAUUAAAUAUUAUGAAAUAAAUCAUCUACAGAGUCUUGGUGAAAACAGUCCAACAUUUCAGGUUAUAUUUUAUCUUGAUCAAAAGUCGGUUUCUAAUACGGAUAGUUAAAGUUUAGACACACCCCUUCCAUGACGUCAUCUUCUUGAAUGACAUUUCAGAUCAUGUUAUGUUUUACUUUGAUCAAAAGUCGGUUUCUAACACGGAUAGUGAAAGUUUAGACAUGCCCCUCCCAUGACAUCAUCUUCUUGAAUACCAAAUUUGACAUUUGAACGUAAUUAUUACCAUAGAUAAUGUUUAUGAUAUCCUCUGGGUGUAGUAUUCUUAACUUCAUUCAAUUUUAUUCCCUGCUUGUACGUGACAAGGAGUAGGGAUGCCUGUCCAAUCUUGUGGGUUUUCUCCGGGUCCUCCGGUUUCCUCCCACUGCUAAACCCGCAAGCGAAUUAUUGAAAUUAAAUUGAACCAUAUGUUAGUCCCGAAAUGACCUAGUUUGUGUUGCGUGGACGUUAAACCUCAUUUCUCUUUCUCUUUCUUUAUUUGAAUCUUACAUAAUGCAUCUUAAAUGUUGAAUGAUAAAGAGGUAUUAAAAGAAUACUAUGACAGGAGGAUGGAGAUAUAUUUCAUAUUGAAAUAAAUUUAACCCAGUAUUGUUGGGAUUAGGCCAAACCAGUUUGAUUUUCAGUUCAUUUAGGCCCUGGUUUCACAAAACAUUCUCAGACUUACGUUAAAAAUUUAUUUACUCGGAAUUGUUUGCCUUAUUUGAACUCAGAUAUAGCCUUUCUAUAAAACUUAUGUUUUUAUGUAUUAAAUACAUCAAUAAGAAACUAUGUGUAAAGUUUUGUGUUUCUGGAUAAAAGAUAUUGUCAUAAACAGUGACUGAAAGUUGUGUAAAUUUUUAACUUUCUUGUUUAUGAAUUAGUCUUUUGACCCAAGAACUGAAAAGAAGAAUUUUGUCAGGUGUUCCUAAAAAACAGAAUUUCAAAUUGCUUUAUCCUUAUUGGAAAAGGUUGAGAGACUUUGACUAAGUUUUUCACGUUGAGGAUAUUAAAAACAAAUUAAAUAUGUCCGCCAUUUUGUUUUUUAUUGUAUAUUUUAUUGUUAUUGGUGUUUUAAUAAAUCAGGGUUCUUAUUCACAAAAACUUAAACAUAUAUUAUGCAAGAGCUAAAUCUGCCUGUUGCAGGUCUUUCUUUAGGCUUGAAAUGUUAUCUAAAUUAUUAAUUAGACAUUAAUUAACCUAUCCAGAUCAUAAUCAACUCUCGAUGGCAUCGCUAGCCUGCGAUCUUUAGUGAAUUGUGAGCGGAUUUACUGCAUAACUUUCCUUCAUGAUGUAAUGAUUAAAUGGAUAAUCAAGACUAUGCUGUUUAUCGUACUGACUUUAGUAAUGAUGAUCAAGGCUAGGCAGAAAUUUCAAUCGCUUAAUUCUCGGUUCAUAGUGGAUCAAUUUGAAUGAAAUUUUCAGCAUAUUCCCUUUACAUAACCUAGUUUUUAAGUAUUAUAGUGAGAACUGCUAGCUCUUUAUCUAAUCUCCCAUAAUGUAUCUUUAAGUCUGAGAAUGCUUUGUGAACUCGGGGUUGGAUCUUUAUUAAUACUUCUUGUUUAUGGAUUAGUCUUUUGCCCCAAGAAAUGAGAUGAAGAAUUUUAUCAGGUGAUCCUGAAAAAUAGAAAUUUAAAUUGGUUUGGUCUUUAUGGAAAGGGUUGAGAGACCUUGACUAAGUUUUUCACCUUAAGGAUAUUAAAAACAAAUUAAAUAUGUCCGCCAUUUUUUUAUUAUUGUAUAUUUUAUUGUUAUUGGUGUUUUAAUAAAUCAGGGUUCUUUUUCCCGAAAACUUAAUCCUUAAUAUUUUAAGAAUUUUAGCUCUCAACUAAUGAAUUGUUUCAAUGGCAUUUAGUAAUUGAACUGGAAUACACAGGUCACAAUUCUAUGGAAUACAAUUACUGAGCAACGUUUUGACUAGGCUUCUCUAGUCAUUAUCAAGCAAAACUUCAGCUAAAAUAUUUUAUGAAUUUUAGCUUUCAAGUAAUUAAAUAUGGUUGCAGCCUUAAAGAUACCUUAUGUAAGAUUUAGAUAAAAAGCUGAUCGUUCUUGCUAUAAUAGUUUUAAAAUAUAGAUAAUGCAAAAUGAAUCUAUUGAAAUUUUAAUUCAAAUUACUUUAUUCUGAGUGAAGUUAGCACUGUUUGAAGGGUUAACAGGAUGUGGCAUAGAUUGUUUAUUAUCAUAGCUACGGUACACUUGUUAACCGAAACUAAGCCUUGAUUCACCUUUUUUUUGAUUAAAUCAUUAAAUGCAAAUCGCAUUUGAAUCCAUUUAAAUCUCUGCAAUCUGAUGGUUUAGAGAGUUGAUUUAUCUCUACAAUCUGAAGUUCUAGAGAGUUGAUUUAUCUCUGCAAUCUGAUGGUCUAGAGAGUUGAUUUAUCUCUACAAUCUGAUGUUCUAGAGAGUUGAUUUAUCUCUACAAUCUGAUGAUCUAGAGAGUUGAUUUAUCUCUGCAAUCUGAUGGUCUAGAGAGUUGGUUUAAAUCUCUACAAUCUGAUGAUUGAUUUAAAUCUCUGCAAUCUGGUGGUCUAGAGAGUUGAUUUAAAUCUCUGCAAUCUGGUGGUCUAGAGAGUUGGUUUAAAUCUCUGCAAUCUGGUGGUCUAGAGAGUUGAUUUAAAUCUCUGCAAUCUGAUGAGCUAGAGAGUUGAUUUAAAUCUGUUACUGAAGGGGGGUGGGGUGGAUGGCCGAAUGGUUAGCAUGCGCGCGCUGUAUCAUAAGGCCUGUCAUUGAGUCAACUGACAUGGUUUCGAAUCCCCGGUUGUACGUGACAAGGAGUAGGGUUGCCAGUCCAACCUCGAGGGUUUUCUCCGUGUCCUCCGGUUUUCUCCCACUGCUAAAGACCCCUACGCACAAGCGAAUUAUUGAAAUAAAAUUGAACCAUGUGUUAGUCCCGAAAUGACCUAGUUUGUGUCGAGUGGACGUUAAACCCUAUUUCUCUCUCUCUCUCUCUGCAAUCUGAUGAUCUAGAGAGUUGAUUAUAAGCUUGUCAUGUUGAUAAAUGUCUAAAUAAGAAUUUAUAUAAAAUUUGAAGCCAAAAUAAAGAUUUGAAAUCAGCAGAUUUAGUUCUUACAUAAUGCAUCCUUAAAAUAUUCUAGUUUUAAGUUUUCGUGAAUGAGGCCCAAGAUUCUGAGAUGUAAAAUGUCAUAAUAUAUCGGGUACACGUUUGUAUAUCGGGUACACGUUUGUAUAUCGGAUACACGUUUGUAUAUCGGGUACACAUUUGUAUAUCGGGUACACAUUUGUAUAUCGGGUACACGUUUGUAUAAUGGAGAAAUUAUUGUUUUAUUAUUACUUGUAAAUAAAUUUAAAAAGCUACGAAACCAAAUAUUUGUAAAUAUAUUGUAAUUGUAACAAC